Messenger RNA from Otolemur garnettii (small-eared galago), 2225 nucleotides. Its product is annotated as coiled-coil domain-containing protein 162-like. NCBI's taxonomy places the organism in Eukaryota, Metazoa, Chordata, Mammalia, Primates, Galagidae. The transcript is spliced from 16 exons. The record is from RefSeq and is a predicted model, not a curated record. The coding region runs from base 13 to 2163 and encodes 716 amino acids.
CUGGAAUAUAACAUGCAGCUGUGCCUCUGUGGGCUGAGUGACAGUGACCUCAAGGUGGCCCACGGAGAGCUGGCGGGCCUGCAGCUGCUGAUGGAAGAUGUUCUGAGCAGCUAUCACAUGACCAGAGAGGGGCCCCCAGGACAGCAGGCACCGGACAGAAACACACAGCCAGAUUGGUCCAAAGUGCCAGGAUUCAGAGGUCAGUUUCAAAGCAGCCCGAAGACCUCCAAACCGCUGGAGGGCCCACGUGAUGCAAUGAUGUCCCUUGCUUUGCUGAGAUCAUUUCUGAUACUGUGGAAGCAGCUGGAAGUCCUAAAGGAGCACUGGGGUCGACUCAAGCUGCACGGCCAGGACAUCAACUCUGCCUCUCUCUACAAACAGUUCUCGGAGCUUUACGAAACUGACAUUCUCUACCCCAGCAUGAAAGCUAUAGCUAGGCAAAUGGGGAAAGAAGAUGAAUUUGAAAGACUGAUCAUAAGUAGUCAGUCCGUUCUUCCCCCCAAAGGAGCUUCAGAAAUUGUAAUAAAAGCUCAGCAGCUUCAGAAGAUUCUGGAAAAUUUUGAAAUUCAUAUGAUCCAGGAGGUACUAAGAAAAGUUAACAGAGACAUCUCACUGGUUUUAUCAGAAAAGUCCGAGGAGGAGGGUUCUCUCCCUACAGAUCUGUGGAAACACCAAGUCAUGAAGGAAAACUUUUCAGUUGUAAGACCCCAAAUAGUUGAAAAAUUUGCACAGAGAUUAAUGGAGAAUUGCCAGGAUGGUGGACAAGAGGUCACUUUCAGGAAAGACCACCUUGAUGCCUGCCUCCUGUCCCUGGGUUGCGAUGUGAUGGCAAGAGAGCGCAGCAACUUUGAGACCUACUCCAUGAGCUACGAGCAAGUGCUGCAGCACGCCACAGUGACGCUCCGCAGGAAGGAGCAGGAAUUGGAAGCGAUGCGAAGAGGCCAGGAUCCACCCGAGGGCGACGCUGGCCAGAUUGCAGAGCUUAGUCACGAUAUGAUCAUGGAAAUCACCGCUCUGAGAGCCCAACUCACAGACUUGGAAGAGGAGAAUCUGAAUCUCAAGCAGCAGAUGAGAAAAGAAGUCCAAGAGGACUAUGAUGCAUUAGUUCAAGCUCUGUUCAGGACCUGUGUACACAUAAAAGAGAAGCUGGAUGAGAAUCAGCUUAAUUUGAUCCAGAAAGUGUGUGAACUCAUCAGUGAAGUGAAAACAGAAGGGAGUGACACUCUGAAGGACCUAAAGAAAAAGUGGGGCUCAGCCAGACCUGGAGCAGGAAUGCAACAAAACCCAGCCAAAGAGCAGCUGUGGGCCUUGGAGCAGGACAACUGCAGCCUGGCCGCCCUGGUGUGCAAAGUGAGGAGCCUGGGUCGCUGGAGGCUGGCCGUGCAGCAGGCGCACUUUCGGGCCCAGCUGAGCAGGGCGGAGGAGGAAUCUAUGCAAAGUAAAAAAGAGUGUUUGAGAAUCAAGCUGAUGGCAGAACAAGAAGCGGGUUUAUUUCGCCAGCAGUUGCUGGCUCUCAGGCGGGUCCUGGCCAGGGCCCAGGCGGACAAUGCGAGGCUGUGGAAGCAGCAGGAUGACCAGGCUCAACUGCGGAAGGAGUUAGAGCACAGAAUGGCCCAGGAGGCUCUCACCCAGCAGCAGCUGCUUGUCAUGAAAACAUCCAGCAUGGAGAAGCUCCUAGAAGAAGUUGGACAGAAAGAACAGCAACUGCAGCUCCUGGCUGAGGAGGCUGAGAGGGCCUCUAGACUGGGCCGGCUGCAGCAGGAGAAAAUGAAGAGGGAGCUCCACCAGAUGAGAAGCAGGCUUGCCCAGGAGCGCAGUGUGAAGCUGGGCGCUUUCCGCCGUGUGGAAGAGCUCCGGGGUCAGCUCAGUGAGGCCGCACCAUCUUCUGUCCAGAUGAGCUCACCAGGCGGUUUCCUACCCCAGGCUCUGUACUCCCAAAGUUCUGCUUCAACCUUGUCCAGAUACUCCCAGCAAUUCUGUUUAAAGACGACUCUCACAGGCAGUAAAAUAACAAGAAGGAUUCAAAGGCCGAAGACUGUACCUAUUAAAUACAAAAAAAGGAUUGAUGAUGUUUUCCUACCCAGUACGGCAGAAAAUGUUCAACUUACAGCUUUUCAAGUUCAGACUGCUCCAUCCAGAAUCCCAUUCAAACCUGAUUGGUAAUCCUAUCUUCUUAUUCCAAGUUUUAUUUCUAUGAGAAUUUUAUGAAUAAAAAUAACUUUAAA